Prorocentrum cordatum is the source of this 1353-nucleotide messenger RNA. The record is from the annotation of a GenBank genome assembly. Lineage: Eukaryota; Dinophyceae; Prorocentrales; Prorocentraceae.
AUGGUGGACGGCGCGGCGGCGCAGCCGGGCUUUGACUCACCCUCGGGGGACCCAGAACCCCGGCACGUGGCUGCCGCCGAAGCUGGCAACCUCCCGGGCCUGGCGUGGUGGGAUACGUUCGAGCUCCAAGGCGCCCUCCGCGAGCCUGUGCCCACCUGGACGGCUGUCCCAGACAGCCUUGCAGUGGCCGUCGGCGAGCUGCUGGGCGCGGCGCUGAAGGCGGUGGCCGCAGACCCGGCCCGAGAGGCUGCAUGGGCGCGCAUGCUGCUCCUGCCGCGCGUGCUCUUCGCCAUCCCCCCUGCCGGCGACGACCAGCAUGCGGACUGGCCUCCGGCCCCGAAGGUGAUCGGCGCCAGGAUCCCGCAGGCGUGGGCGGGGGACUGGGCGGGCCUCUGGGCGGCCACAGCACGCCCUGGCGACAAUGGCGGCGGCGGCAGCCGGCGGCCACCAGACGCCGCGACCCACACCAAGCGGGUGCACGAACUCAUCAUGCUGGGUGAAGUGUCCCGGGCCGCUGCGGCCGCGAGCGGCCCAGGGAAGCUCGCCGUGGGGGCGGAGGCGCGCGCCCGCGUGGCCAGCCUUUUCCCGGGGGCCGGAGCCCCGCGAGUGCCGCCGCCACCACAGUGCCCGUCAGAAGCGUGGGAGGCCGACGAUGCGGAGGAGGCCGCCAGGCAUCUGAACAAGUUCCCGCGGAGCUCCGGGCCGGGCCUCACGGGGGCCCGCUUCGAGCACUGGGCAACGCUUCGUGGGAACGCAGACGGGAAGGAGGCGCUGGUGCAGGUGCUCGCCGUCAUCCUGCGCGGCGACGCGCCGCCGGCCGCCUCGAAGGCCCAGAACAGUGCAGUGCUGUCACUCGAUGUGGCGAACGCCUUCAACGAGCUCGACCGGGACGUCGUGCUCCGGGAGGUCGCCCAGCGCCUUCCGUCCCUCGCGCGCCUCGCCUUGGCGCGGUACGGCGGGGACACCACGCACGGCGCCAACGCGGCCGAAACAACAGCUGAGGUGGCCACUCGGCGUGUCCACAUUUCCAUCGUCGAGGCCAAGGACCCCGUCAAGAUGAAGUACAAGAUAGUGCUGUCUCCGGAGCGUGCGCCUCCUGGUCCUGCACACUCGCUGGUGGUCAGCUCGGACAUCGAGGACGAGCAGCCGGAGGAGUUCGGCAAGCGCUCAGCACCUCGGCGCCAGCGCGGCAUGCCCAUGCCGAGCAGAGCUCCCUCGGUAGGGGCAAGCUCGUUGCCGGAAACGCCCGAGGCCAUGGUUUCGGCAGCAGUGACAGAUGAAGGAGCUUUCAUGCAGCAGACUCCCGCUGUCUCAGGCCACACGUCUGCCAGCAACGUGGUGGAUAUGCCCUAG